Anopheles maculipalpis is the source of this 1902-nucleotide messenger RNA. RefSeq lists its product as uncharacterized. The transcript is spliced from 4 exons. Gene Ontology annotation, biological process: endoplasmic reticulum unfolded protein response. The coding region runs from base 1 to 1902 and encodes 633 amino acids. Gene Ontology annotation, molecular function: protein binding. NCBI's taxonomy places the organism in Eukaryota, Metazoa, Arthropoda, Insecta, Diptera, Culicidae. The record is from RefSeq and is a predicted model, not a curated record.
AUGGAUGUAACGUUAAUCGUGAAAGCAUCCAACCAGCAAUGCGAGGACCUUACCAUCAAAUGCGAACCAUCCUGGACGAUUCGUCGGUUAAAGGGCCAUCUGACGGAAGUUUACCCCGGAAAGCCGAGCACCGAUGAACAGAAGCUGAUCUACUCCGGACAGCUGCUCAGCGACAGCGUGGUCCUGAAGGAUGUCCUUCGCCAGUACGAUGGUCAGCAGGCUCACACGGUGCAUUUAGUUUUCACGCCAAAGAACAGCUAUUACGGUGGCAGCAGUAGCAGCAGUGGUAGCAAAUCCAACAAUACCAACAGCAAGAUGGUUUCUAACGCCAGCACAUCAUCCUCCGCGGCAACGAAUACGGCCAGUAGCGCCAAUAGUAAUGCUGCCAGCAUUAGUUCGGAUGGCACCAGUGCAGCUUCCUACGCAAGAAACGCUCGAGACGGUGUGAGUCAGAUGGAAGAAACCGUAGUCGAUGGGGCAGGUGGUGAUGGUUUACGCCAACGAUCGGUUACGCAGGCAAGAUCUACAGCAGCGAGGAUGAACCCUCCGAGAACGUCACAAUUCGCAGAGCAAACGGCCGCCUAUCAAAGCUUUAUGCAGCAAACGUACACGCAGUACUUGAACCGAUACGUUAAUCUAAUUAAUGGACAAAACAAUGCGAACGCCCUAUAUUCUGCCUCGGGACUGCCAGGGGCAGCUGGAACUGCAGAAACGACGGUCCCCACAACCAUAAAUCCUCUCACUGGAUCGCAACCCUUUCCAGCUGUUCCAUUUGUGCCAGUGAUACCACCAACGACGAUGGCUGGCGGAUUCCCCAAUCUGGCGUACUACCCCUGCAUGACACCAGCACCCUACUUCCCCAGUGGGUUUCCUUCCGCCACCAACAUUCCGACUGCUCCGUCCGCUGCUGUAAAUGCUGGAAAUGUUCCAGCCGGUGUACUAUCAUCUUCAACACUUCCUUCUAGCUCCUCGGGUCCACCAACGAGCUCAUCGAUGGUAGCUGGCGAUACAAGUGCGACGACACCGUCGGCAACACCAUCGGAAACUGGUACCGAAACAGCUACCGCAGCAGCAGCAGCAACAGAACAAGGAGCACCACAGGAUGGAGCUCCAGGGGCAGGGGCAGGAGCCGCCGCAGCAGGUGCCCCUGCCCGUGCUCGCCGCUUUCCUAACAUUGUCGUCGAGGAGCAGGAAAAUAACGACUGGUUGGAUGUGUUUUUCAGCAUGUGCCGGGUAGGAAUUCUGAUCACGGUCAUCUAUCUUUAUUCGUCUCCGAUGCGCUGCCUGACGGUACUGUUUAUUGGUGUGAUGUUGUAUCUGAAGAAACAUCUGGAUCGUGUGUAUCAGGCGAUCGACAGACGUAUACCGCGAUUGCAACCGAAUCAGGAUGCUAACGCUGCCGCCGCUGCGCCACGUGAACAACAGCCAGUAGCAGCGGUCCAGCCAAACAAUAACGUACCUGACCGAAACCCGACCGAACAGCCGCAGCGACCGCACGCGGCUGAUGUUGGUGCCUCUGGUGUGGAAAACGUUUCCAAAACGACCAGAAGCAGUGAAACGGAAAACACUACUGUCGGUGCUGGGACAUCAGGCAGUCAGGGAAGCAGUAGUGAUAGUACUAGUAGUAGUAGCAACGAAGCAUCUACCAGCAGCAGAACGAUUAUGCCACGUCCACGAACCGGCUCGAUCGGUCGAAAUGCCGAAACAACCGAAAAUGCGGUUCUGGAUGGAGAGCAGCAGCAGCAGCAGCAGGCUGAACGAAUGACCGAAGGAGAUACAGCAACUGCGGAAGAACCUGCUGCCGAAGGUCAGAGGAUGACAUUCAACGAUAUGACGUCCUUCCUCGGUACGUUGGUGAUAACGUUCUUCACUUCCAUCAUUCCCGACACGCCUGCAGCAUAA